AUGGUUUGGCCUGAAGUUGAUCAAGUUGCAUCAAAUCAUCGAUACGAAUUGGUUUUAUCAGGUGAUAAAUUACGAAAAUAUUAUGAAGAAAAACAAGCGUUAGAUGAGACGAUUUGGACAUUAAAACAAUUGAAUUUUCUUGAGAUCAGUCAAUGUCCAUCAAUCGAAUAUCUCUCUGGAGAUAUCGGAAAGUUAACUCAUCUAUCAACACUAACGUUAACCUCGAAUAAAUUGAAAGAAAUUCCCAUCGAAGUUAAAUUCCUAACCGAUCUUCGGCAUUUGAAUCUAUCGAAUAAUCAAAUUCAACGGUUAAAUGAUGAUUUAUUCGAAAAGCUCGAUCAUUUAGAAACAUUGAAUUUAAGUCAAAAUCUUCUGGAACAACUUCCACAAUUUUCUCCUCAAAAUCAAAAAUUAGCCGUCGUCAACUUAUCUCAUAAUCAACUCGAAAGUCUUCCUGACGUUCCCGUUGAAUUAGAAAACCUUUCAUCGAUGGAUUUAUCUGGUAAUCGAUUCAAAGAUUUCCCUGAGACACUCUGUCAAAUUCAUUCAUUAAAAAUUCUUCUUAUCGAAUCGAAUCAAUUGACAGAAAUUCCAUGUCAACUUAGUCAAUUACACAAACUGAAAGAGCUUCGAUUUAAAUCCAAUCCUUUGAAAGACAAUCGAUUGAAGAAACUCAUGGAACAAGAUAAAAUCAAACCGGUUUUGGAAUAUUUAGCAAAGCAAUGGACCGAACAACAUAAAUCAUCAGCAUCGACAACCGCAAAACCAGCACAAUCAAAACAACAACAACAAAAAGCAAAGCAAAAUGUUGAAAUUCAAGAUAAAAUCGAAAUUUUGCAUUUUGAUCAAGUUGGAGAUCUGAAAGGAAGACAAAUUACAUUACUGCCAAGAGUAAUCAGUGUUCGACCGCAUAUAUUGUGUUGCAUUUUGAGAAACGUUGACUUAGCAACACCAGGAAAUUUGAAGAAGUUUCUCAAUUUACAAAAUGAACUUCAUGAUGAUAUUUGCCAAAAACGUACCUUGGCAACAAUAGGUACACAUGAUUUAUCAUUAAUCUCUGGAGAUUUGGUUUAUGAUGCUCGCAAUCCGGAUGAUAUUGGUCUGGUACCACUUGGUAAAGGCCCGAAACUGGUCUCUGCACGUGAUUUUUACGAUCAAUUGUGUCGCGAUGCAGAACACGAAAGAAAACUCAAGAAGCGAAAUCAAUUAUCAGGUCUUCACAAAUAUUUGACAUUAUUGGAAGAUCAAAAUGAAUUUCCGUGUUUGUCCGAUCAAGAUCGUUACGUGAUUUCGCUUCCACCAUUAACAAAUGCUGAACGAAGUAAAUUAAGUCCAACAAGUGAUUCGAUCUUCGUUGAAAUUACAUCUGGUCAUUCAAUGGAUAUCUGCCGUCGUGUCAUGGAUGCAUUUCUUCGACAGGUGCUCGAAAAUCAAUUAGGAAAAAAAGCGAAUGAAGAAGAGAAAACAUUUCGACAAGUUUUGACUUUACAACAAACACGUGUUGUUGAUGACAAAGGACAACUAAAGACCACUUUUCCUUCUCGUACCGAUCUUGAUUGGAACGAAGUAUCUCAAGGAAAAAUUUUUAUUGAAAGAUUAACAAAUGAAAAAUAA
Molecule: messenger RNA, 1614 nt
Organism: Adineta ricciae
Lineage: Eukaryota; Metazoa; Rotifera; Eurotatoria; Adinetida; Adinetidae
Source: the annotation of a GenBank genome assembly